AAAAACUUUGCGACGCUUUCUCCGAGUCUGCGGCUCCGCUUCUAGACGAAGCGGAGAAGAGCGGCUUGGAGAGAGACGAAGCUCUUCAUAACUUGGUUUUCCUAGCCGGCUUCAACGCGUACGGCGGCAUGAAAGCCUUCUUCCCGUCGCUGAUCAAGUGGGUCGGCGGCGGAGGGGAGGAUUUGCACGGCCGACUUUUUAAGGAAAUCAGGGCCGUUGUUAAGGAAGAAGGCGGCGUGACUCUCCUAGCCCUAGAGAAGAUGAGUUUGACCAAGUCAGUGGUUUACGAGGCGCUGCGGAUCGAACCGCCGGUCCCGUUCCAGUACGGAAAGGCCAGGGAGGAUACCGUGGUCCAGAGCCACGAAUCGUCGUUCCUGAUCAAAAAGGGCGAAACGAUCGUGGGAUAUCAGCCGUUGGUUAUGAAGGAUCCGAAAGUAUUUGCGGAUCCGGAGCGGUUUGUGCCCGACAGGUUUGUCGGGGCGGGAGGGGACAUGAUCCGGCACGUGUUCUGGUCAAACGAAAGGGAGACGUGCAACCCGACAGCUGGCAACAAACAGUGCGCGGGGAAGGAUCUGGUGGUGCUCAUGGCCAGGCUAAUUCUGGUGGAGCUUUUUCUUCGAUACGAUUCAUUCCAAAUAGAGUGGGAAAGGCUCAUCAUUGGUUCAUCCGUCACUAUCGUCUCAUUCACUAAACGCACGUGAGGGAUAACUUUAUUCUUAAUAUGUUGCUAAUUAAAACAAAAUCUCAUAAUUACUGCAUACAUAUGUUGGCUAGAAUAAAUGUAAAAUAACUAUAC
Cuscuta epithymum is the source of this 796-nucleotide messenger RNA. Lineage: Eukaryota; Viridiplantae; Streptophyta; Magnoliopsida; Solanales; Convolvulaceae. The record is from the annotation of a GenBank genome assembly.